ACAUCGCCGAAUUGCGAAGAGAGAGAGAGAGAGUAAAUUAAAGGCAUUGUGUAUCAGCGUGUAUUGGGCUGACAUGGCUAAAAUUAUCAGCGUUUGAUGUCAAACAAGGCUGUUUCAAGUAAGACCAGUGGUGUCGCUAAAAACGAGGAAUUUAUUUGGAAGGAACUGCUACUCUGUCUUUUUCCUUGGGAGAAACGUCAGGGCCUGCCAUACGCACCCAUCUCGAUUCAACGCCCAGUUAUUACUUUGGAGCUUUGGUGAUCACCGGUGCACACUGGCAGACAUGGCGCCCGCCUGCACAAGCCCAUGGACCUACGCGCCGUGCGCUACAGUGUUGCUUUGCACUCUUCUUGCAACUUCGUGGAUUGCAAGCAUUACAGCGGACGAUGUAUUUCUGUUCGGAUAUGACAUGGGCGACAUGGUUUGUGGAACGAUAUAUUGCAACGGAACUGAGUAUGGCAGUAGCUGCUCCCAAAAUGCAUCUGUACCUAAUUUCACUGAUGUUAUUUUACCUAAUUCUCUGUUUACUAAAUGUGAAGACACGAUAACAACAAUGGAGCCAACAAGUUUAGAACCCACGACAACGAUGGAACCUACAACAACGAUAGAACCCACAACAACAUUAGACCCCACAACGACGAUGGAACCCACGACAACGAUGGAACCUACAACAACGAUGGAACCCACAACAACGAUGGAACCCACUACAACGAUGGAACCUACAACAACAUUUGACCCCACAACAACGAUGGAACCCACGACAACGAUGGAACCUACAACAACGAUAGACCCCACAACAACGAUGGAACCCACGACAACGAUGGAACCUACAACAACGAUAGACCCAACAACAACGAUGGAACCCACAACAACUUUAGAACCCACUACAACGAUGGAACCUACAACGACAUUAGAACCCACAACAACGAUGGAACCCACAACAACAUUAGAACCCACAACCACAAUGGAACUCACAACAACAUUAGAACCCACAACAACAUUAGAACCCACAACCACAAUGGAACUCACAACAACAUUAGAACCCACAACAACUUUAGAACCCACUACAACGAUGGAACCCACAACAACAUUAGAACCCACAACAACUUUAGAACCCACUACAACGAUGGAACCCACAACGACAUUAGAACCCACAACAACGAUGGAACCCUCAACAACUUUGGAACCCACUACAACGAUGGAACUCACAACAACAAUGGAACCCACAACUACAUCCAAUCCAACAACACAUUUAACUACAACACUAGAACUGACAACUUUACAUGCAACAACAACGAUAGAUCUUACAACAACUAAUGAUCCAACAACCACCCGAGAGCCCACAACAACACAAAAUCCGACAACAACAAUCGAACCAACCACGACAGAUGAUCCCACAACAACACGAAUGCACACAACACUGGAGCCAACCAAUACAGUAACUGAGCUUAAAACACUUGAUCCUACAACUACCAUCCAGGCUACAACACCAUAUCCUACAACAUUGACCCCUACCACAUUAAAAUCCACAACGCAGGAAGCCACAACGACACAAAUUCCCACGACACAAGAUCCCACAACAACAUUAGAUCCAACAACAACAACACUACAACAAACAACAUUAAAAUCUACAACACAGCAACCAACAACACUUAAACCUACAACAGCAGAUCCCACAACACUUGAACCCACAACACUGGAUCCAACGACUGUUAAACCCACCACUCGCAAUCCAACCACAUAUAAACCAACAACAUGGGAUCCUACAACACCAGUUGGCCCGACAACAUUGAAACCUACAUCACCGGCUACUACGACGCAGAUGCCCACAACAAAAGACCCUACAACCACUCAAAAUCCUGCGACAACGGCAAACCCUGUAACAACGGAUUCACCAAUUAUGCCUCUAACUGAUGCUGAGAUAGGAUCAAUCAGUUUUGCCGCUGUCGCCGUUUUCGCAUGCGUGGUGGUUUACGCAGGUCUUGCUAUGAUGAUGAUGAUGUCUAAAUCCGGACCACCGCCACAAGUCGCCAAUGCAAAUACACAGCCCGCUGCAAGACUGCCUGAUGUGAAUUUCAUGCGUGGACACGGGGAUGGACAGAAUAUGUUGUGGAGGACCAACUUGUCCCCGUCGGCCAGCCCAAAUACUCCCUUCGGUGACUUUAUCCCUUAGAACAUUUGAACAUGUAGGCUUACUUAAGUUUUUGAAAUGCGUUAAUAUUUCUUUUUAUGGGGGGGGGGGGGAGGCGUACACUGUAAAAAUGGUGCUUAGCUUAUAAACACUUAUGUUAGGACCCUCCUUUUUUCACAUUUAGUCUGAGACAUGUUUAUGAUUUUGCACAGUAUGAAAGCCUGAUAGUGCCAUUAAUAAUAACUCAUUAAUAAAGUCAAAUAUAUAUUUUAAUGUUCGUUUUUCGUUGACAGAUGAUGCAAAAAGUGUGAUAAAAGUGUGCAUUGAGCCUCUCAUUUGACUUCAACCCGAUAAGUCAUUUUUAUUUUUAUAACGUAUACUCGAUGGUACUACUGGGCUUUCGUACGUGCCUUAACAUGUCAAAGACGUCCAUAAAACAUGUCGUGGAUUUAAAUGUUGAGAAAAUAGGUACCAAAAAGUGUUUAGAAAUAUGUUUUUAAACUCUUUUUACAGUGUAGGCCUACACUUAGGAAUCAAAACAAUGCAACUGAUUCAGUCUUUUCAUGUAUACGUCUUCACAGUUGGUCGAGCUUAGCCGAUUUAUAUGUAGGAGGUAAUCUUAUGCGAUAGCACUGCCCGGUUCACAAGUGACAGUCAGUAAGUGAGUCAGGCAGUCGGGCACGAAGAGGACACUAUAGGCUGACUCUCUUAGACCAGAGAGUCAGCCUAGAUAUCGUGAUUAAGGAGAUUUCUUGUAGGUUCAUGUAUAUCAUUACUGUUAUUUCAUUUAUAUGCUAUGUAGCAACAUUAGCAAUGCUGCAAACCUUGCUAAAGACCUUUAUCAUGCUGCCACCAUUUCAGUCAUGUUCCCUGUAUCCAAUAACAGUAUUGAAUGAUAUUGUAUUGUGCAAAAGGGAACCAGACUAUUUUUCCUUCCAGCCUCGCUUUGGUUACGUUGAUUUGAAUGGGAACAAAAAUCAAGAUGGCCGCAACAUGAUAAUGGUCUAUUUCUCAGGUUUGCAGCAUGGAUGGGCCUAGUUUUUCUAGCAUCGUGACUUUGGGCUUGAUCCCUGGCUACAUAG
Patiria miniata (bat star) is the source of this 3213-nucleotide messenger RNA. Its product is annotated as mucin-2-like. The record is from RefSeq and is a predicted model, not a curated record. The transcript is spliced from 6 exons. Lineage: Eukaryota; Metazoa; Echinodermata; Asteroidea; Valvatida; Asterinidae. Bases 284 to 2173 code for a protein of 629 amino acids.